This is a messenger RNA of Salvia splendens (bonfire salvia), 2855 nucleotides long. RefSeq names its product homeobox protein knotted-1-like 3. The record is from RefSeq and is a predicted model, not a curated record. The transcript has 7 exons. Lineage: Eukaryota; Viridiplantae; Streptophyta; Magnoliopsida; Lamiales; Lamiaceae. Gene Ontology annotation, biological process: regulation of DNA-templated transcription. Gene Ontology annotation, cellular component: nucleus. Bases 1402 to 2538 code for a protein of 378 amino acids. Gene Ontology annotation, molecular function: DNA binding.
CAGAUAUGUAUAAGAUUGACGGAGUAAGAAAUGAAAGUGCAGGGCGUUGGAACCAUUUUCAACGGAAAUGGGGCAAUCACCAUCGCUAUCCGCUGUUGCCGUUCCUGCUGCACUCUAUACACUCGUUCAUUGCUGAAUAUCUCAGAUCACGCGCAGUGCGUCACGCCCAUGUCCCUAUCCUGUUUGUUUAACUUUCCCCCUUUUUUCUGUUUUGAGGCUGUGAUGAAAGCGACGGACUAAUAGUUAGUCGGAUUAAUUUAUUUGGAGAAUCUAGUAAUUUACUGAUACAUGGAAAACCAGAUAUGGUCUCGACUGGACGAGGCGAGAGAGGACCAACGGUUGUAACGGAAUGACGGAGGAGAUUAGUUAGAGGCCCGUUCUUCUACCCGGCGAUCCUGAUGUUCGACAACUGUACCAUUUAUCUUAGCAUGCGUUGUUGUCAAAUUUCAUUAAAAAGUAUAGAUUCAAAUUAAAAGCACGUUGAUACCGCAGCGUUUCUGGUUGUAUCACGUCAUGAUAAAGAGACAAAGUUGCAACUAUAUAGUUGAUAAAAUAAGGAAUCAAUUUUAUCUCUAGUAUAGAGGAGGCACGGCACUACUGUCUUAUCCGGUUUGUAUAUAGAUGAGUGAGAUAAGGUAAAAUGGGAUAUGAAACAGUGGUGGUGGAUGUUGGUGGGUGUCCACCUCUUGAGGUUGUUUUAGGCUCUUUUCGAUAUUGUUUUUCCAAUAUGGCAUUCAAGUUCCUAAAUCAUAGGGGGGGGACCAUUCUCAUCACAUUGAUUGGUAUUUGUUCAAUUCAGUUUUUCCUUUGUGCAGGGACCACUUCUCCUCUUUACUCUCUCCUUAAUUUUGUCUCAUUAUUUUACCUUUAAUAAUCACCAUUGUAAGAAGGAAUGUAGAUUAUUAAAUCAUGCAAUUUUUACCUUACAAAUGGACCACAUGCAUGUAGAGCCGCCCGAGCCGGACCGCGAUUGGUUUUGCUGUUUCUGGUCCCUGUUUGUUGUGGUCCACGAUCACAUUGACUCGACACAUCCGCUAUUAGGUGGCGUCGCUGUCUUCCUAAUUACUCUCACCUCCCUUUUGUUGACUGUUCAUCUUUUCUACUUUAUUCUUUUUACCACUCGUUUCGUAGUUUCUGUGCGGAAAAGAAUUACCCAACUAAAUCUAAAACUAUUAUUAUACCAUAUGAUUAAUUAGCUAGCAACCCCAACCACCUUUCUUUUUUCAAAUCUGUGAGUGAAAAUUUGUUUUUUCUUCUUCUAGUAAAAGACUCUAGCUUUCACUCUCGUAUUCGCACAUCUAGAGAUAUAGACAGAGAUAGAGCGCGCGCUGUUUCCAUUUCCUCUACACCAUCUCACUUUCAUCUUCUUCAUCAAAUCAAAUUCUCUCGAUUUGAUCGAAGAUGGACCAUUUAUCGCAAGAAAUGGCUCUCCGCCAUUUCGGCGACGAUCGUUUACCGGACAAUUCCUCUGUUCUCCGGAAUAUCCUCCCCGACGGUAAGCCGGCGACCGAGCACCACCACCGCCCCGCGAGCUGGCUGAACAGCGCUAUUCUCCGCCAGCCUAAUCACUUCCCCGACGCCAAUUUCCUGAAUCUGCAGACCUCAUCCUCGCCGGCCACCAGCAAUCAGUGGCUUUCCCGGUCAAUUCUGCAGCGGAAUAUGAGCGAGGUUUCCGGCGACUCGAUGCCGGCGGCGGAGUAUAACAAUAAUAGCAACGGCAGAAGCGAAGGAGAGGCGAACUGGCAACACAAGGCGGAGAUAUUGUCUCACCCGCUGUAUGAGCAGCUCCUGUCGGCGCACGUGGCAUGCCUGCGCAUCGCGACGCCGGUGGAUCAGCUGCCGAGGAUCGACGCACAGCUCGCGCAGUCGCAGCAAGUCUUCGAUAAAUACUCCGCCGCCGGCCAUGGCGCCGACGAUAAAGAGCUCGAUCAGUUCAUGACGCAUUAUGUGGUGCUGCUAUGUUCCUUCAAAGAUCAACUGCAGCAGCAUGUGCGUGUUCAUGCGAUGGAGGCGGUUAUGGCGUGCUGGGAGAUCGAGCAGUCCUUGCAAAGCGUAACUGGGGUUUCGCCUGGAGAAGGGACAGGGGCUACAAUGUCUGAUGACGACGACGAUGAGCAGGUUGAGAGUGAUGUAAACCUCUUUGAAGAUGACAAUGGCAACACCGGCUUCGGCCCUCUAAUUCCAACAGAGACCGAAAGAUCACUCAUGGAGCACGUGCGCCAAGAACUUAAGCAUGACCUCAAGAAUGGCUACAAGGACAAGAUUGUAGACAUUAGGGAGGAAAUUCUGCGCAAGAGACGUGCAGGAAAACUUCCUGGCGAUACAACCUCUGUGUUGAAAGCCUGGUGGCAAUCACAUUCUAAAUGGCCAUAUCCCACUGAAGUGGAUAAGGUGAAAUUGGUGGAAGAAACAGGUCUGCAGCUGAAGCAGAUAAAUAACUGGUUUAUCAAUCAAAGGAAGAGGAACUGGCACACCAAUGGCAAUGCUUCUUCUUCUUCUUCUUCCACUGCAUUGAAAUCCAAGCGCAAAAGGGUUUAAGAUGUGGAGAAUCAUGCGCAGUGCAAAGAGAUCAUUUUUACUACAGCUUCAUUAUUUUUUUUCCCUUUGGAAUUGGAAGCUUGGUUUUGGAUAUGCCUCUUUCUCUUAAAAAUACCAGUGUUAUUAAUCUCAAUAGCAGAUGUUUGUAAAGUGUAGACUUGUAGCAAUGCAAACUAGUUGCUAUUUUGUUUGUAUAUUUUGUAUUGGUCCAUACCAAGUAGCAGGUGAGGCUAGAUGCUCAGCAUGUCUAGUGUAAAAUGCAGCAGAUUAUUAAUUUAAAUGUGAUUAGUGUGGAUUGUGAUCGAUUGAUGCCUCAA